AUGGAGAAGUCGGCGUCUGUCAUGAAGUCGAUGCAGUCGUUGGUGAAGGUCCAGGAGAUCUCACACGUCAUGCAAGACAUGUCCCGAGAGAUGAUGAAAGCGGGGAUCAUAGAGGAGAUGAUUGAGGAGACUCUGGACGACCAGUUGGAUACGGAUGACCAGCUCGAGGAGGAGGCGCAGCAAGAGGUCGACAAAGUGCUGUGGGAGCUAACGGCCGGCCAGUUGGGUGCGGCUCCGGCAGCCCUCACCGACACGUUGCCUUCGGUGGGCGAGGCAUCGGCGGCGCCACCCGUGGCCACCGCUGUCGACGAGGACGAAGACAUCAGUGAAAUGCAACAGAGAUUACAAGCGCUCAGG
Oppiella nova is the source of this 357-nucleotide messenger RNA. The record is from the annotation of a GenBank genome assembly. NCBI's taxonomy places the organism in Eukaryota, Metazoa, Arthropoda, Arachnida, Sarcoptiformes, Oppiidae.